Messenger RNA from Lepisosteus oculatus (spotted gar), 472 nucleotides. NCBI's taxonomy places the organism in Eukaryota, Metazoa, Chordata, Actinopteri, Semionotiformes, Lepisosteidae. The record is from RefSeq and is a predicted model, not a curated record.
AGGCAAGCAGACAAGCUCUACAAGAAGGAAAACUGCCAGCAUUUGAAACAUUUGAAGACGUGGAAGAAGAGUGGACUUCAACACAAGCACGUCCACCAUGAAAGCUUUCAGCAUCCUGGCCAGUGUGUCUUUCUGCCUUCACAUGGUCAACAGUAUAGAUCCUGCUCUGGACUCGGAGUGGGAGGCCUGGCAGGAGGAAUUCGGGAACCCCUCUAGGGAGGCACAUCCGCUGCAGAGAAGAGAAAUCUGGGAGCAGAACUACAGAGCUAUUGAGGAUCACAACAGCAGAUACGCUGAAGGGCAGGAGGCCUACGAGAUGGCCAUGAACCAGUUUGGCGACCUGACUGCUGAAGAGUUUGUGGGAAGGAAGGACGCUCCUCUGGCUACCAGCACCCGGCGUGUCGACUUGAUGCUGUCUGCCACAGAACUGCGCCAGGCUGCCAGCAGGCUGAACCUCACCAGCAUCGACUAC